GCCCGUCGAGGCAUAGAUUCGCAGUGUCCAACGGUGCAUCAUCUGCCAUUCGUCUCUAUGAGUGCCAUGCAGCCACGCACGGUCCUGCGGCAGACAACGCUGCCGCAAGCUAUCGAGACGACGCCGCUCAUCCGUCGCUUCUGCCUUGUCAACUUCGUGCUUUGCCUUGGCGCGGCACCCAUGUUCUUUGUCUUUGCCAACAAAGCCAUGACGUUCCAAGUGCUGUAUGCGGCGGCGGGUGCACUAGCGCUGUCGUUGCUCCUCGCCAGUGCGAUGAGUGCGUUGAAGUCGACACCGAGUCUUGUGUGGAGCAUGAUGUUCACGGUCGCCAGUGCCUACGGCCUCAUCUGCACGGGGGGUCUGUGCGUCUUGUACUUGCCGUAUGCGAGUGCCGAAUUGACGAGCGCGACCGACUUGCAGUACGCCAAGAGUGUCGUCCUGCCAAGCGAGCUGAAAUCCCAAGCUGUUGUCGAGCAAGUGUACCUCCAAGUGGGCGGCACAGUGCAGCUCGUCCUGGGCCUCUUUGCAUCGUACCAAGUGCGUCUGCAGUUUUACGUGCUGGGUGAAAAGCGCGCGUCUGUGGCAUUUCUCCAGGCCUUCAGCGCGUUCAUGGUGCCGCUCUCGUUGUUGUUUAUCGCGGGUGGCCAGUACAUCAUUUCGUCGCAAACGCUUGCUUCGGCUCCCUACACGGGAAUUUUCAUCUACAUUUGCGGUCUUCUGGUGCUCGUGCUUUCGCUCCUCGCGUUCAUCGGGUCUGGGUUUGAGUAUCGCCGACUCCUCAACACGUUCAGCUGGCUGGCGUUCCUGACAGCCGUGCUUCUUCUGGGGGCGUCCAUCGCGUGCUUGGCUGUCACGACGAACGUUCAAAAGUCGGUCAUCAACAACUGGGGCACGAUUCGCGUGAUGCUGCCGCCGACGCUUCAAGCGCGUUACGACAAGAGUCAAUUCGUUCUGUUCGUCGAGCGCAACCUGCACGGCAUGGCUUACGUCGGCAUCAUUUCUGGCCUCUUCAUGCUCCUCCAAAGCUUAUCGGCACAAUCCGUGCGAGAAAUCAUGAACGUCGUCAAGCGCCGUGCCGCCCAGGACAAGCGAUGCGCGCUGGACCCGGAACUCCAUCCAGAAUUUGUUGCUCGCCGCGAGUGGACGCUCAUGUUCAAAUCGUCCAAGCGCAUUCAACGAAUUUGCAUGCGCGUCGUGUGCGGGUUCGCAACGCUGUUGCUCCUCGCGAUCACGGUCGUCAUGACCCUGAGCGUUGUGUUUACCACACAGUGCGCAAGUAUCAGCAAGGCAGUAGAAUGGCACUCGUUUGGCCUGGGCAAUGGAUCGACGCCCGCCGCGGUGUCAUGCGAGUCGUACCACCUCCAGAACACGUUUGCCGCCGGGCGCUUGCAACUUGUCCGCGGCGACACGUUGCAAGGCAACGUCACGUUUCAGCAGAACGCUGUCUCGGACAAAUUUCUGGCCGUCGCUGCGUUCUCGAGUACGAUCGACGCACAGAGCGUGUGCACGGUGGCCGCCGCGCCGACCAACUCGCCCACCUUUAUGUGGUUUGACACGUCGUGUCAGGUGGCCAACGUCAAGGUCGAGCUGCCGCGGGUGACGGAGCGUGGGGUCGUGCCGUUCGUGUCGCUGAGUUCGAAAACGUCGGCCAUCGAUAUCAAUCUCAUUCAGAACGGAACUUCGACCCUCGUCCAGGGUGUCAACAUCACGACGGAUCUGGCCAACGUCAAUGGCUAUGGCAUGUACAUUGGGUCAGGCGGGCUCUCGGUCACGUCCGCGUCCGGCGAACUCAACAUGUCGACGGUGUUUGUGAACGCCACUCAAGUCAUGGGCGAUAAAACGCCGACCGUGCUCACGUCGUCGUUGGGGAGUGUGUCGCUUGCGAAUGCGUCGUUGGUGGACAGCCCGCUGACAAUGUACACGGACGUGGCGGGCAUUGCCGUGCAAAACGUGAUGACGUCCGUGUCGCAUGGCCGAAGCAACGUGGCCUUGUCCAGUGGCUCGGGGGGCAUUGUUGUGUCGGACUUAAGCGCCGACUGGAUAUCGAUGGAAACCACGUCCGGCGCCAUUACGACCGACGGCCUCAGCUCGAACGGCGAUGGCGCUUUCACGGGGCGCAUUGACGUGACCAGCAUUGGCGGCGACGUCCGCCUCCUCAACACCAACGCCAAGGGGUACAUACAUGUCGAGACGAACUCGGGCAAUGUCGUCGUGCACUUGGCGAGUGCGACAUUUGUCGGGCUCUAUUACGUCCGCUCCGAGUAUGGCCUCGUGACGGUGCGGUACAGCAACUCGAGCUACGAUUCGGUCAAGGCUCUCCCUACGGCGGACCCGCACGAGGCGCAGGGUUUGAUCAACUGCGACACGAGCUGUCAUUACGUGGGAGACAUUUACAUCCGGACCAUCUACGGCAACAUCGACGUACUUGUCGGCUGCAAAGACACCACGUGUGCUUAGGCGCCGGCAAGAGGCGCGUUGACCGCCAUGCGAUUGAGUAACAUAAAUCGAGUUUCAUUGUGCAGGCG
Molecule: messenger RNA, 2525 nt
Organism: Aphanomyces invadans
Lineage: Eukaryota; Oomycota; Saprolegniomycetes; Saprolegniales; Verrucalvaceae
Exons: 15
Coding region: 58-2457 (799 amino acids)
Source: RefSeq, a predicted model, not a curated record